Messenger RNA from Danaus chrysippus (African queen), 999 nucleotides. The record is from the annotation of a GenBank genome assembly. Lineage: Eukaryota; Metazoa; Arthropoda; Insecta; Lepidoptera; Nymphalidae.
AUGUUGUACUUCAUUGCAUAUAUUCUGUUCACUAUAUUAAUUUUAGCGGUCAAAGUAGUGGUUGGUUUUUUCUUACUUAUAUUUUUGUGUUUUGCCCUCGUACGGCUGUGGUUUGAACCUAUAAAGGGUGUGUGUAAAGCUAAAACAAAGCUCCAUGGAAAAGUGGCGCUGAUUACCGGAGGCAAUUCUGGAAUAGGACUGGAAACGGCGAAGGAUUUGGCACAGAGAGGCGCAAGAGUCAUCAUAGCUAGUAGAAAUGAUAAAAAAUCAGCGGAAGCCGUCGAAGAAAUCAAACGAAUCAGUGGAAACGAGAAAGUUGAAUAUAGACAUUUAAAUCUUAGAGACAUGGACAGCGUGAGGGAGUUCGCAAAGAAAUUCAACGAGGAAUUCGAUCGUUUGGACAUUCUGGUAAACAACGCUGGCAUCGGAGCAGCGAAGAAUGCGCUGACACCUGACAACAUAGAUAUCUUGAUGGCUAUCAACUACGUAGGUCCUUUCCUCCUCACACACUUACUACUAGAUAAAAUCAAAGCCUCCAAACCAAGUAGAAUCGUAAUAGUAUCAUCAUACCUCCAUUUCCACGCAAACUUUGAGUUAGACGAUCUCACGAAGGUAACAACAAAAAAUACAUUAAUCAAAUACUGUAAUGCGAAACUCUGCGAUGUUCUGUGGACAAAAGAACUAUCCAGAAGAUUGCCAGCAGGUGUAACAGUGAACGUGCUCCAUCCAGGUCUCGUGAGGACCAACAUUUUCGAUACAUUACACAAAUAUAUAAGAAAUCCUUUGUAUGUUAUUAUCGACCUGCUUUUCAAAACAGCGAAGGAAGGAGCGCAGACUGUUAUAUAUUUGUGUGUUGAUCCAGCAGUUGAAAACAUGACGGGAGGCUACUAUAUGGACUGCAAGAAAAUACCUUCAUCCAAACUAUCAGAAGACGAAAACCUCGCGAAGGCAUUGUGGGAUAAAACAUUAGAACUUGUUAAUGUCAAAUCCGACAUAUAA